UUGAUUUUGGUGAAUUUCUUUGCGUCUCCUUCCGUUUCUUCCUUGUUUUCUCAUCGGAAUGUCUUAAGUGUGCCUUUAGAAGCCUGUAGUGUCUCCAGCACUGAUCUGAUGUCAGGCUGACCUGGUGUUUCCUGCAGGCCAUCAUCAACAGCACCAUCACCCCCAACAUGAGCUUCACCAAAACCUCACACAAGUUCGGUCAGUGGGCAGACAGUCGGGCUAACACGGUCUACGGCCUGGGCUUCUCCUCCGAGGCCCAUCUGAGCAAAUUUGCUGACAAGUUUGCGGAGUUCAAAGAGGCGGCGCGGUUAGCCAAAGAGAGAUCUCAGGAGAAGAUGGAGUUAACCAGCACUCCCUCACAGCGCAAAUCCGUCUCGUGCUUCCCGCGCUUGAAGGUAAGGAGAAACACACAUGAUCCGACCGUCAGAACAUCCUUAAAUCCUCCAAACCCGACCCGUGAGACCCACCACACCGUGUCCCUUCAGUCCCAACACUGCUCAUUUAUUCUCCCUGCUCCGCUCUGAUCAGCACUGAUGAGUGUUUUGUCAUUUCUCUCAU
Messenger RNA from Sinocyclocheilus grahami, 558 nucleotides. RefSeq names its product homer protein homolog 1-like. Gene Ontology annotation, molecular function: G protein-coupled glutamate receptor binding. The transcript is spliced from 3 exons. The record is from RefSeq and is a predicted model, not a curated record. NCBI's taxonomy places the organism in Eukaryota, Metazoa, Chordata, Actinopteri, Cypriniformes, Cyprinidae. The coding region runs from base 168 to 524 and encodes 118 amino acids.